GCUCGUCCUAUCUGCUCGACUGACUCUCAGCAGCAGUCUCCCCUCUUGCCCUCUCUCAGACCACAUCUCUCUCUGUUUCCACCUACGUGCUAGAAUCCCAGUUAUCAUGUCGACCAGAGCUGUGAAGACCACCAGCUACUCCGUCAGAUCCUCCACCUCGUCGGGGAUGGGCGGGGGCGGAGGGUACAGCAGCCGCUCCUUCUCCGGGGGGCAUGGGGUCGGGGGAGCCAGGCAGAGCUACAGCGGCCGCAGCGCCUACGGCGGGGCUGGGGGCAUGGGCGUGGGGGGGUACAAGGUGGCUGGGGGAUACGUGGCAGGAGGGUCUGCUCAGAGAGGUGGCGGGGUGGAGUUUGGGUACAUGGGUGUGGGGGGUGGCAUGGGGAUGGGGGGUGGUAUGGGGAUGGGGGGUGGUAUGGGGAUGGGGGGUGGUAUGGGGAUGGGGAUGAUGAAUGGAGGCUGCCAGCCCCCCAUCACGGCUGUCACGGUCAACCAGAGCCUGCUGGCCCCCCUCAACCUGGAGAUCGACCCCUCCAUCCAGAUUGUCCGCACCCAGGAGAAGGAGCAGAUCAAGGGCCUCAACAACCGCUUUGCUUCCUUCAUCGAUAAGGUGCGCUUCCUGGAGCAGCAGAACAAGAUGCUGGAGACCAAGUGGAGCCUCCUGCAGGACCAGACCACCACACGCUCCAACAUUGAUGGCAUGUUCGAGGCCUACAUCGCCAACCUGCGCAGACAGCUCGACGGUCUGGGCAACGAGAAGAUGCGUCUGGAGUCCGAUCUGCACAACAUGAAGGGGCUUGUGGAGGAUUUCAAGUGCAAGUAUGAAGAUGAGAUCAACAAGCGCAACGAGUGCGAAAAUGACUUUGUUAUUUUUAAAAAGGACACAGAUGCAGCCUACCUGAACAAGGUGGAGCUGGAGGCGAAGCUUGACUGUUUGUCGGAUGAGAUCGAGUUCCUCAGGCAGAUCUAUGAAGCGGAGCUGCGUGAGCUGCAGGGCCAGAUCAAAGACACAUCGGUCGUGGUGGAGAUGGACAACAGCCGUAACCUGGACAUGGACUCCAUCGUGGCCGAGGUCCGCGCUCAGUAUGAAGACAUCGCCAACCGCAGCAGAGCCGAGGCCGAGUCCUGGUACCAUGCCAAGUAUGAGGAGAUGCAGAUGUCAGCUGGCAAGUAUGGAGAUGACCUGAAAAACACAAAGGCCGAAAUCUCAGAAAUGAACCGUAAGAUCAUGAGAUACCAGUCUGAAAUUGACCAAAUGAAGAAUCAGCGUGCUAACCUGGAAAGCCAGAUUGCCGAGGCAGAGGAGCGUGGUGAGCUGGCUGUGAAGGAUGCCAGACUCCGUGUCAGGGACCUGGAGGCUGCCCUCCAGAGAGCCAAGCAGGAUAUGGCCCGCCAGGUGCGCCAAUACCAGGAGCUGAUGAACGUCAAGCUGGCCCUGGACAUUGAAAUCGCCACCUACAGGAAGCUGCUGGAAGGAGAGGAGGAUAGACUGUCAACUGGAAUCAAGACCAUCAAUGUCUCCAAACAGAGUUCCUCAAACUACAAUUCCCACCCAAUGGAGAGCACCCGCACCGCAUCCUACGUCAGCUCUAGCUAUGGUGGAUUCAAAGCCAGCCCCCCCCAAUUAGUCCGCUGUAACUUUGAUGCAGUCAAAGUCAGCCCCCCCGAAAUAGUCAGCUGCACCUUUGAUGCAGUCAAAGUAACCCCCCCCGAAAUAGUCAGCAGUACCUUUGAUAACCACAAGGGGGAGUUGAAGAGUAGUGUGGAGAGCCACAACAGCGCCACCGUCAGCAGCAGCAGCACCACCACCGUCACCAAAACCACCAACGUUGUCAUCAAGACCCUGGAGGCCGAAGAGUCCGUGGGAGAGUUCGAGGCGCCUGAGAUAACACCUGACGUCGCAGAGGAGAAAGAACAGGAGGAAGAUGCGGAGGACGACGAGUGAAGUUGAUGACGGAUCUCGCUCAAGGCUUUUCUCUCUCCAUUCAGUUUCUGCACGCUUCUCCCGUCAUAGGUAGUUUGUUACAGGAGUUACUUGACUCCAGAAGGGCAAAGUUUCAGUGAGCCUCUGUCUGUGUUGAAUCACUGCCAUUCAUAAACGUGCCUUUUAGAUUCCGUAUCAAACCUCGUCCCCACCCUCCUACCCUCCCCCUUACCCUAAAAAAGAUUGUGGUGGUGGGAAGUUUAGUGAUGGGUUUCCUGGUGUUUGUUAUGAGGUUUUCCACUGUCAAUGUAGUCUCAUUCACUGUGGCGUACGUUUUCUGCUGUUUGUUUCUGCUGUAGCACCAACACAGACAAAACAUCAACACAAAUGAUUUGGAGUCGUUCCAUUAUGCAGUAUCUCUGUAAUGACAUCGAUGAGUUCUACUGCACUUGAAAGGCUGAAAGCUGAAUGUCUGUGUAGUUCAUUCUCCAUGUGUGUCUCAAUUACAUCAAAAGAGCAUUUAUUGUCAAUGCUGUCAGUGACUUUUUUCAUCAAUAAAACUUAUUCAACA
This is a messenger RNA of Hypomesus transpacificus, 2492 nucleotides long. RefSeq names its product keratin, type II cytoskeletal 8-like. The coding region runs from base 107 to 1942 and encodes 611 amino acids. Gene Ontology annotation, biological process: intermediate filament organization; keratinization. Gene Ontology annotation, cellular component: keratin filament. Gene Ontology annotation, molecular function: structural constituent of skin epidermis. The record is from RefSeq and is a predicted model, not a curated record. The transcript has 9 exons. NCBI's taxonomy places the organism in Eukaryota, Metazoa, Chordata, Actinopteri, Osmeriformes, Osmeridae.